UUAUAUUACUUAAAUAUAUUCAGUGGGAUAUGUUGGAAAGUCAUCGAAUUAACUAAUAAUUUCAUAAAUUCUACUACUAUAUUACUUCCGAAAAACAUGGCUUCCUGUGUUCAUUGAUUAAAGUUAUGGCGUUGUGAAGUGGUUGAUAUUUUUAAAAUACUUCACUCUUGAAGAAUGUUAUUGUUAUUCAUUUAGGCAACGAUGCAAAGGACUUCCAAAACCAAAGAAAUGUUUAUUGUACGAGCUCUAGAAAAGAUACUUAGUGAUAAAGAUAUUAAGCGGUCACACCACUCCCAGUUGAAACGGGCCUGUGAGGUGGCAUUGGAAGAGAUACGAAAUGAACUGAAAGAUGGAGGCCAGGAUGGUCCCAAUUCAUCAUCUGCUUUGCCACUGCCAAAGAAUGAUGAAGCUAAUAUCAUUACAGCAGAGAAAUAUUUCCUUCCAUUUGAAUUGGCAUGUCAGAGCAAAGCAGCUAGGAUUGUUGUUACUGCACUUGAUUGUCUUCAGAAACUCAUUGCAUAUGGACACUUGACUGGAAACAUUCCUGACUCAACAACUCCAGGAAAGUAUCUUAUUGAUCGUAUUGUUGAAACAAUAUGUGGAUGUUUUAGUGGCCCACAAACAGAUGAAGGUGUUCAGUUGCAAAUAAUAAAGGCUUUAUUAACAGUUGUGACAAGUCAGCACGUUGAAGUUCAUGAAGGAACGGUUCUUCUGGCAGUGCGAACUUGCUACAAUAUAUAUCUGGCUAGCAAGAACCUCAUUAACCAGACGACAGCCCGUGCCACGUUGACUCAGAUGCUGAAUGUCAUCUUUACACGCAUGGAGAGUCAAGCUGUAGAAGAUCUGAAUAAAGGGAAAGAAGAUGCUGAGAGAUCGGAGUUGAUCCAAGGAGAAACAAAGUUGUCAGACGAAUUGUAUGGAGGAAGUGAUAAAAGUGAGAAGAAGGCUGAAGAUGUCAUCCAGCGUGACUCUGAGCUGAAUCAUCAUGAAAUGGUGCGAGGGAUGUUGAAUGGCAUCGUAGACACUGUGGUGCAAGACUGUGAAGCUGAUGGAGCAGUGCCAAGAACAAACACAAGUGGUGAAGAGAGUGGAGAUUCUUUCAAUCAGGUGCAUGAAUCACAGUCAGACAGUGGUAGUCUGCAGAACCAUCCCACAACACCGUCUAUCACUCGUGUACCCUCGCAGGAGAGCAUGGAUGUGAAUGAAACAGACACGACUGUUACAGCAAAGUUCACACACGUCCUUCAGAAGGAUGCAUUUCUUGUGUUCAGAGCAUUGUGUAAGCUGUCCAUGAAGCCUCUUCCUGAGGGACAGCCAGAUCCGAAAUCCCAUGAGCUGCGUUCAAAGAUUCUGUCCCUCCAUCUUCUGUUAUCAAUCCUCCAGAAUGCUGGUCCAGUGUUCAGAGCCAAUGAAAUGUUUGUGACAGCCAUCAAGCAGUACCUGUGUGUAGCCCUCUCCAAGAAUGGAGUUUCUUCCGUCCCUGAGGUGUUUGAACUCUCACUUGCAAUAUUUCUGGCACUCUUGUCCAAGUUCAAGAUGCACCUGAAAAUGCAGAUUGAGGUAUUCUUCAAGGAAAUUUUCCUGAAUAUCCUAGAAACAUCAAGCUCUUCAUUUGAACAUAAGUGGAUGGUGAUCCAGGCAUUGACGAGGAUCUGCGCCGAUGCUCAGAGUGUUGUUGACAUUUACGUCAAUUAUGACUGUGACUUAUCUGCAGCAAAUCUGUUUGAAAGACUAGUCAAUGAUCUGUCAAAGAUUGCACAGGGACGACAAGCUCUGGAGUUGGGUGCUACACCAAAUCAAGAAAAGUCAAUGAGGAUUCGCGGCUUAGAAUGCUUAGUUUCUAUUCUUAAAUGUAUGGUGGAAUGGAGUAAGGAUCUUUAUGUGAAUCCAAAUUCACAAACAACUUUGGGUGCUGAUCGUCACAAGGAAACUGACAGUGAGUUGGCGCCUUCUAAAGGCAGCAGCAGUAUUAAGUCUUAUGGUAGCAACAACAGUCUCAAUUCUGGCAGUUCAGGACAGGGCAGUAUGGUCGGUUCUUCUGGUAACAGAGAAGUUCCUGACACUCCAGAGCAGUUUGAAGUUCUCAAACAUCAGAAGGAAGUCUGGGAAACAGGCAUUACUUUGUUCAAUAGGAAACCGAAGAAAGGUGUGCAGUUCCUGCAGGAGCAAAGGUUGCUGGGUAAUACAUCUGCUGAGAUUGCAGAAUGGUUACAUACAGAUGACCGUUUAGAUAAAACUGGUAUUGGAGAUUUUUUGGGUGAUAGUGAUGACUUCAGUAAAGAGGUUAUGUAUGCAUAUGUGGACCAAAUGGACUUUAACAAUAGAGAUAUAGUGUCAGCAUUACGCUACUUUCUGGAGGGUUUUCGUCUGCCUGGUGAAGCUCAGAAGAUUGAUAGACUUAUGGAGAAAUUUGCUAGCAGAUACUGUGAAUGCAAUCCAAACAAUGGAUUAUUUGCGAGUGCAGAUACCGCUUAUGUGCUGGCCUAUUCUGUGAUAAUGCUGACUACAGAUCUGCACUCUCCACAAGUGAAGAGCAAGAUGACCAAGGAGCAGUACAUCCGACUGAACCGUGGCAUCAGUGACAGCAAGGAUCUGCCUGAGGAAUACUUGUCCAACAUCUAUGAUGAAAUUGCUGGCCAUGAAAUCAAGAUGAAGGGAACUGUGAAUAAACCAGGAAAACAGUUAAUCUCAAGUGAAAAGCGACGACGCUUCUUAUGGAACAUGGAAAUGGAGGUAAUCUCUACAGCUGCUAAGAACCUCAUGGAGUCUGUGAGCCAUGUCCAGGCCCCCUUCACAUCUGCUAAGCAUCUUGAACAUGUGCGGCCAAUGUUUAAGAUGGCUUGGACUCCUUUCCUAGCAGCAUUUAGCGUGGGGUUGCAAGACUGUGAUGACCCAGAAAUUGCAUCCCUUUGCCUUGAUGGAAUCAGAUGUGCCAUCCGAAUAGCUUGCAUUUUUCACAUGACGCUGGAAAGGGAUGCAUAUGUUCAGGCGUUGGCCAGGUUCACCCUGCUUACUGCUAACUCACCUAUCACUGAGAUGAAGGCUAAGAAUAUUGAUACCAUUAAAACUCUCAUCACUGUUGCUCAUACUGAUGGUAAUUACCUGGGAAGUUCAUGGCUUGAUAUAGUGAAGUGCAUUUCCCAGCUGGAACUUGCUCAGCUGGUGGGUACAGGAGUCAGACCUCAGUUUAUAUCUGGACCUAGGGCUCACAACAGUGAUCAUUCCUUUUCAGACCCUCUGAAGUUGAACCUAAGCUCCUUAGAUCCUAGUGUAAAAGAAUCAAUUGGGGAGACCAGCUCGCAAAGUGUUGUGGUUGCAGUAGAUAGAAUCUUCACAGGUUCAACUCGGCUGGAUGGUGAUGCUAUUGUGGACUUUGUUCAUGCUCUCUGCCAGGUCUCACUGGAUGAGUUGGCACAUCCAGCACAUCCACGGAUGUUCAGCCUGCAGAAGAUUGUAGAGAUCUCAUAUUACAAUAUGGGGAGGAUCCGUCUGCAAUGGUCUCGCAUCUGGCAGGUGCUUGGUGAGCACUUUAAUAAGGUUGGCUGUAAUCCCAGUGAAGAUAUAGCGUUCUUUGCUGUUGAUUCCCUUCGUCAGCUAUCAAUGAAGUUCAUCGAGAAGGGCGAAUUUGCCAACUUCCGUUUCCAGAAAGAUUUUCUUCGCCCAUUUGAGCACAUCAUGAAAAAAAAUAGGUCACCAACAAUACGUGAUAUGGUGGUACGUUGCAUUGCUCAGAUGGUGAACUCUCAAGCCCACAAUAUAAGAUCAGGAUGGAAGAAUAUUUUUAGUGUGUUCCAUCUGGCAGCAUCAGAUCAAGAUGAAGCAAUUGUUGAACUAGCUUUUCAUACAACAGGGAAGAUCAUCAAUGAUCUGUACAGCAAACAUUUCCCAAUAAUGAUUGACUCUUUCCAAGAUUCAGUUAAAUGUUUAUCAGAGUUUGCCUGUAAUGCUAGUUUCCCUGAUACCAGCAUGGAAGCUAUUCGAUAUGUUCGAACAUGUGCUAAAUAUGUGGAUGAAAAGCCUCAGUAUUUUAAUUGCAGGUGGAAUGUUGCAGAAUUGUUCCGUGAACACAACAUGGAAGACAUAAAUGUCCCUGAAGAAGACAGAGUAUGGGUACGAGGAUGGUUCCCCCUGUUAUUUGAGUUAUCAUGUAUAGUAAGUCGUUGCAAGUUGGAUGUACGUACACGAGGUCUCACUGUGCUGUUCGAAAUUGUCAAGACUUAUGGCGAUGCAUUCCAGUCUCAUUGGUGGAAAGAUCUCUUUCAAGUACUGUUCAGGAUAUUUGAUAACAUGAAGCUUCCUGAACAGCAUACGGAGAAGGCAGAAUGGAUGACGACAACAUGUAACCAUGCUCUGUAUGCUAUUGUGGAUGUAUUUACGCAAUAUUUUGAUAUACUUGGGCCGUUGCUGCUUGAGGAUUUGUACACACAACUGCAUUGGUGUGUCCAACAAGAUAAUGAACAGCUGGCUCGCUCAGGCACAAACUGCCUGGAAAAUCUAGUCAAUUCCAAUGGUCUGAAGUUCCAAGAUUCAACAUGGGACAAGACGUGUCAGUGUAUGCUUGACAUCUUCAAUUGCACAAUUCCAAGUGCUCUGCUUACAUGGAGGCCGGAUGAAGGACGAGAUGGCAAGGAGAGCGAUUUGGAGAUCAUUUCGAAUGAAAAUGGAGACCCAAGUCGACAAGGGAUCCUGAAGCGAUCGAAUAGUAUGUACAGUAUACAGAGUAACAGCACGUCACCCAGCUCUGCAGACGAGCUUAAAAUGUCUAAAGCAAAGGUUGGAUCAGACAAGUUGUUUGCUAGUUUGCUGAUCAAGUGUGUAGUGCAACUGGAGCUCAUCCAGACAAUUGACAACAUUGUCUUCUUUCCUGCAACAUCACGGAAAGAAGACCAGGAAAACUUGGCACUUGCUCAGGCAGACCUGCUACACAUAGAAGCUGGCCUAUCAGAACAGCAGAGGGAGGAACAAGGGAUGUACCGGAACCUGAGCUCAAAACACCUCCUGCUCCUUACUGACUGUCUUCUCCAGUCACAUCGAUUUGCUAAGGCCUUCAAUUCAAAUCACGAGCAACGGAACCUGCUCUGGAAAGCAGGUUUUAGGGGCAACGCAAAGCCCAACCUGUUGAAACAGGAGACUCAGAGCCUGGCGUGUGUACUUCGGAUCCUGUUCAAAAUGUACAGUGAUGAGACUCGGCAGGAUGCAUGGCCAACCAUACAGCAGCGCCUCAUUGCAGUUUGUCGUGAAGCAUUAGAGUACUUUCUGUGCCUCCAAUCCGAGGCUCACCGUGAUGCAUGGACCUGUCUUCUCCUCUUGGUCCUUACAAGGAUAUUCAAAAUGUCUGAUGAAAGGUUUGCAGCUCACACUUCCAAUUACUAUCCUCUCCUCUGUGAGAUCAUGUGCUUCGACUUGAAGCCAGAACUUCGUUCUGUGUUACGCCGAUUUUUCUUGCGUAUUGGACCAGUUUUCAACAUCACACCAGGAAGUCGUUCAGGGGGUGGACCAUGAUGCCGUGGGACUGGGCGAACAUGUAUUCGCCCAUCCAUUAUAACCAGCUGGGAUACCCAGCAAACUGCAGUUCAGGAAAGUCAUGCCUUGUGUAUGGAGUCUCACUGAAUCCACGCCAUGGUGAUGAGUAGAGGAAAGGGUGAGCCUGAUCUCAUAGCUUUAAACACUGUUUGCAAGCUGCCUUUUAGUUACUCGUUUUUUCAACUGUACAUAGGCUAUGGAGUCAGGAGAUGUUAUAUUAUGACAAUCAGAAUUUAUUUUUAUUCUCAUUCAAGUGAAAAAUGUUACAGUUGAACUGAAACCAGCAAGAUUUGUCACCCAGUGGUAAUUUACCUCAUUCUAUGCUUUAUUGUUUUUGGAGUGUAAUGAUCCAUUAAUAUUGAGAAUAUGCAGGCAUGAAAAUUCAGCCAUGUUCAAGUUAUUUCUGUAAACAGAUAUAAAGACUUUUAAUGUUAGGUUAAUUGCAGGUAGCAAGCAUGUUAGUUUUGAACAUUAGUACAAAUUGUUAUUCUUAAUAAAAGUAAGUAAAGGUAUCCCUGUAACAGACCGUGGAGGCCCAUAGGAUUGUGAGAUGUUGAG
Messenger RNA from Cryptotermes secundus, 6081 nucleotides. It is a transcript of the gene Sec71, whose product is annotated as brefeldin A-inhibited guanine nucleotide-exchange protein 1. Gene Ontology annotation, molecular function: guanyl-nucleotide exchange factor activity. Bases 202 to 5502 code for a protein of 1766 amino acids. Lineage: Eukaryota; Metazoa; Arthropoda; Insecta; Blattodea; Kalotermitidae. Gene Ontology annotation, biological process: regulation of ARF protein signal transduction. The transcript has 31 exons. The record is from RefSeq and is a predicted model, not a curated record.